This is a messenger RNA of Rosa chinensis, 2140 nucleotides long. RefSeq lists its product as uncharacterized. The coding region runs from base 127 to 1866 and encodes 579 amino acids. NCBI's taxonomy places the organism in Eukaryota, Viridiplantae, Streptophyta, Magnoliopsida, Rosales, Rosaceae. The record is from RefSeq and is a predicted model, not a curated record. The transcript has 7 exons.
CUCCUAAUAAAUCAAGUGCCAGUAUAAACUAGUUCAAAGGACCACCUUGUUCUCAAAAAGGACCACCUUCUUCUCUAGAUCUCCGUCUCCGUCACAUUCUACGGUGGUUUUGUGCAACUGAAGGCAAUGGAAACCCUAACCGCCGUAGACGACGGCAACAUAGGCACCUCAAUCCUGAUGCGCUUCACCGACCCCAACAACCAAGUCGACCUCGAAAUCCGCAAACUCAUCGUCGUCAUGGCCCAGCUCUUCCGAGACCACAACGCCGCUCCGACGCCGGAAGCCUACCUCGGCUCCACCUGCUCCUCUCUCGACCUCGUCGCCUCCACCUUCGACGUCUCCAACCCCAAACGUCCCACUGACGUCAUCGACGCCCACCUCACAGUUCUCUCCAUCGUCAUUCCGAAAGCCCCCGCCAGAUUUCUGAUGAGCAAUCUCCAGUUGAUCGUUGCUUGUUUGAGGCGACCUCUCCGGUCUAAGUUUCCGUUUCCGUUGGACGCCACUACCUGCUGCUUAGGAGUUAAAUGCCUUGCUCACUUGAUCAUCGUUAUCACAAAACGCUUCAACAGCUGGUCAGAUGUUUCCGAACUCUACAGCUUCUUACUCACCUUCGCUACCAUGACUGGCACCUGCCUGGUGACAGACGAAGCGUGUUCGAGUCUUCAUCAUGUACUACAAUGUUUUCAAGGCACGCCGCUGCUUGACCCUGCAAGCAAACAGAUUGCUCACUUGUUGAAUAAGUAUCCUCCGCCGCAGCAAGCAAUCCAACCAGACAUCUGCAAGGAGAGUCAAGUAGUUCAACGCAAAGUUUUUAAGGCCGUGCUUGCUUUGGAUGCUGUGGCAGUACUUCUUCCCGUUAUGUCAACCCAGGACAGAACUGCUGUGCUCUUCUACUAUAAAACUCUGUUUGAACUGCAACAAGGCUAUGUUACAUUUCGCAUAAUAAAUGGUGUGCAUAGAGUUUGUCUCAACCCAUCUCCAGACGUUUCUCCUGAAUUGUUGCUCGAUCUAAUAUGCUCGAUAUGUCAUUCUGUCUCCAAACAUGAGACACAUUAUAUUGUGAAAAAUAUAUCUGAAUUGCUGGCUACUGGAGUGGCAAAAGUCUAUUCCUUGAACAGGAAAAUCUGCGAAACUAAGCUCCCUAUUGUGUUUGAUGCACUCAAAGUUAUAAUGGUAAAGCCUGAAGAAGAAGACAUCGCUCAUGCAGCACAGGCAUUUAAGUGUUUAAUUCGUGCUUGCAUCGAUGAAAGCUUGAUCAAACAGGGAGUUGACCGUAUUCUGAUGAAUGCAAAUAUGUAUAACAGAACAAACUCUGAGCCAACUAUAAUUGAAAAAUUGGGUGCUACUAUUCAAAGCUUAUUUGGUUAUUCCGACACUACUAUCUUGUACCUUGCUUUUGAAAUUGUCUCAACAAUGUUCAAGAAACUAGGGGUAUACUCUUCUUAUUUGAUGAAGGGUACACUGAAGACCUUAGCAGACAUGCAGAAGUUGCCUGAUCAAGAGUUCCGUUUCAAGGAGGAGGUCAAGCUUGUUCUACAAGUGGUUGUUGAGAAAUGGGGGCGUGAUGCUAUAAUGGCUGUCUUGCCUCAAGAACACAUGGAACUGCUUGCAGAGAUCUAUGAACAGCUGGGUUCUAAAUCUGUGGAGGCGAGAUCUAAUGUGUCCACAGAAACUACUGUCAGACUGUUUUCGUUACUACCAGAAACAAUCAAGCGUAUGAUAAAGCACCAUGUAACAAUUCAAAACGGGAGAUGGAUGACCCAUAUAUUGAGUAUGAGGCCUGGAAUAGAGAGUUCAGGGAAUGGCGUGCUAGGAAUAUUGCCAAGGGUGCUGCCGCACGAAGGAUGUUGGGUGCAGCUGCGAUGACAAAGAAGCUUAAACUCUAGAGGCUUGUAGUUCAAGACAGUUUAUAUACUUAUCUACGUAGUUAACUUAUUCACGAAGGUAAGUUGUUAUUGUAGGCCACGUUUAUGUUCUGAUUCCUGAUGUUGAGUCUGAUCCAACAGAAGUCUAGAGUGGUGUGCUUGUUUGUAUACAAUAUUGGAACAGGGUUUAUAGGAGAAAACAGAAACUCCGCAUAUUUUUUAACAUAAUUUGAUGUUUAGUUGGAAAGUUGUACAAAUAACAAUAGUUUCUGAGA